UGGAAUUUAAAUGGCAUCUCGUGAUUGUGUUUGACUCCCUUUUCCAUGACAGUACAAAGGGUUAGGGUAUAUUUAACGGUGUUGCUCAGUUUCCCUCUGAUUGGAAGUGAGAGAGAGAUGCUGUGCACCAAUAACAUUCAGAACUGUACAAAGAGAUCUACUCCCUCCCCCAUGCAGCUUCAGCACCAAACCCACAAUGCUCAGAGUGGGAGAAGAGUAGGUAAAUGGUUCAUAUACUCGGGGUAUAAGGAUAUAUCUAAAAUUUAUUUUUGACCAUGAACAGACGUCUUUUUAACGGAAUAUGUUACGCUCGCGGAACUUGGAUUUUGACUUUAUGUUCUCUGUUUUUGUGGAUUGGAAAUGAUGUAUUUUACUGAAUCAGGGAUGACAAAGACAAUGGGAUACCGAGACUGGAGAUGGCUGGCUCUUUGGUGGCAUCAUUUCUUUCUCUUGUGGAGUACAAUAAACGGACAGACUCGUUACAGCAUCCCAGAGGAACUGAAACAGGGCUCUGUGGUAGGAAAUCUCGCCAAAGAUCUGGGUUUGGGACUAUCUGAGAUUUUUGACCGUAAAAUGCGUGUCGCCUCUGAGGCUGGUGAGCAGUAUUUCACUGUGGAUGCGGGGAAGGGCGAGCUGGUGGUGAAUGACAGAACAGACCGAGAGGCUUUAUGCGGACAAAGCGCCAGCUGUGUGUUGCCUCUGCAAGUAGUUAUUGAAGACCCGCUACAGUUACACAGAAUUGAGGUUGAAAUAAGAGAUAUUAAUGACAAUUCUCCAAGUUUCCUUUCAAAUGAAUUAUCUUUAAAAUUAGCCGAAGUAGCAGCAGUUGGCACGCGCUUUCCUUUGGAGAGCGCAACAGACCCCGACGUGGGAAGCAAUUCACUCAAAUCAUAUACUCUUAGUAAAAAUGAAUGUUGUUCCCUUAAAAUAAAAGAGAUGGAGGGUGGUAAGACUGUUCCAGAACUUGUUUUAGAAAAGCCUCUAGAUCGAGAGAAAAAAGCAGUUCACAAAAUAAUUCUAACAGCGUUAGACGGUGGGAAUCCAGUAAGAUCUGGAACCUUACAAAUAACCAUACAUGUGCUUGAUACUAACGAUAACUUUCCUGUGUUUGAAAAAAACAUUUACAAAGUAACUUUGGGUGAAAAAAGUUUACAUGGGGCUGUUGUUAUAAAGCCCAAAGCAACAGAUGCAGAUGAAGGUUUAAAUGGUGAAAUUGAAUUCUCAUUUGGUUCUCGGACACCAGAAUCUGUAUUGUCACUCUUCGAUAUUAACCCCUUAACAGGUGAAAUCAUUCUGAAAGGAGAGCUAGACUAUGAAACUACCAACUCGUAUGACAUUGAUGUAUCUGCAAAAGAUAAAGGCAGCCCUGAAAUGGAGGGCCACUGUCGCGUACAGGUUGAUAUUACUGAUUUCAAUGAUAAUGCUCCAGAAAUAGUUUUCACUUCUCAGCCAAAGCCAGUACGCGAAGACGCACCAAGUGGCACCGUAGUGGCUUUGAUCAGUGCGCGAGACCUUGACUCCGGUGAUAACGGUAAAGUGACGUUACAACUCACCAAAGGUUCUCCUUUUAAUCUGAAACCUUCAUUUUCUAAUAAUUAUGCACUGGUUACAAAUGGUUUAUUAGACCGAGAAAGCUUCUCGGAGUAUAACAUUGAGAUAACAGCCAGUGAUUCCGGCUCUCCUCCUCUGUCCAGUAAGAAAAUUAUACCUGUCAGCAUCACUGAUGUGAAUGAUAACCCUCCUAUAUUCACGCAACCCUCCUAUAAUGUGUAUUUAAAAGAGAAUGGGGUACCAGGCUCCAUACUGUACUCAGUAUCAGCAUCUGACCUGGAUUUUGGUGAAAACGCCAAAAUCUCUUACUCUAUACUGGACUCUAAAGUGCAGGACGUUUCUGUCUCAUCUUAUGUUUACAUUAACUCAGAUAACGGCAGCAUCUACAGCAUGCACUCGUUUGACUAUGAGAAACUGAAGGUGUUUCAGAUCCAGGUUCAGGCAAAGGAUCAGGGCUCUCCGUCUCUCAGCAGCAACGCCACUGUCCAUGUUUUUAUCCUGGACCAGAACGACAAUGCCCCCGCUGUUAUUUACCCCUCCUCCGCUGCCCUGGGCUCCCUCUCUCAUCAGAGGAUGCCCCGCUCCGCUAAAGCAGGCCACCUGGUUACUAAGGUGACGGCCGUGGACGCUGACUCGGGCCAUAACGCCUGGAUCUCCUACAAACUGGCGGAGGCCACAGACGCCUCUCUGUUCACUGUCAAUCUGUACACAGGAGAGGUGAGGACUAAACGCGCUGUGUCCGAGCAGGACGACUCCUCUCAGAGGCUGCUUAUAGAGAUUCAGGACGACGGGGAACCGGUCCAGUCCGCCACCGUCACGGUGUCCAUCCUGCUGGAGGACGGCCUCCAUGAGCCCAUCUUAGACCUCCGACAGAAAGUGGCCGAGCCCAGCAAGAAAACUGGGAGAAUCACCCUUUAUUUGAUUCUCUCUCUGGCCUCGGUGUCCGUGCUGUCUCUGGUGACUUUUCUCGUCUUAGCGGUUAAAUGCAUGAGGAACAGCAGAAGCAGCGGUAGUUGCUGCAUGAGACGGAGCGACUGUGAUGAUUACAAGAACCCCAACAGAAACCUGCAGAUUCAGCUCAACACUGAUGGACCUAUAAAGUACGUGGAGGUCCUGGGAGGAGACAUGAUGUCUCAGAGUCAGUCCUUUAGGUCCUGUAUGUCUCCGAUGUCAGAGUACAGUGAUUUCACUUUGAUUAAGCCCAGCAGCACCAAUGACUUUAAGGAGAUGAUCAGUGUUCUGGAUGCGUCUUUACCCGACAGCACCUGGACCUUUGAGAGCCAGCAGCAAAAGCCCCCCAACAAUGACUGGCGCUUCACACAGGGACCGAGACCCGGACCUAGUGGACCCCACAUGCCAUACGGUACACACAUACGAUGGACGCCGAAGAGUGGGACAAGGGCAACUGGAGGACCUGAGGUUGCCAUGGGAACUGGCCCCUGGCCCCAGCCACCAACCGAGGCUGAGCAGCUCCAGGCCCUGAUGGCUGCAGCCAACGAAGUGAGUGAGGCUACGGCCACCCUGGGACCCGGCACCAUGGGCCUGAGCACCCGCUACAGCCCCCAGUUCACCCUGCAGCACGUGCCCGACUAUCGCCAGAACGUCUACAUCCCUGGUAGCACAGCCACCCUCACCUCCAACCCCCAGCAGCAGCAGGCCACGGCCCAGCAGGCCGCCCAGCAGGCGCUGCCCCCGCCCCAGGCCUCGGCCCAGCCCGAGCCCCCCAAGGCCGCCCAGACCCCUGCCUCCAAGAAGAAGUCCACCAAGAAGGAGAAGAAGUAGAGUUGGACGGAGAGAGGUAGAGGAAUAAUAAUCCUGGCCUGAUCUGAUGAGAAAUUCAACCCCCCAUACCCCCCCCAUUAGGUAUCUUACUGCUCUGCUGUCACUCAUGUUAGCCGCGGUCUAAAUAAUGACAGCAAAUCACUUUUGACCACAUGGACGUUGAAUGGAUGUUGAUGGUUCUUUGAAAGUGUCUUGAAUGUGCUGAAGGCUGUUGUUGGUGUUGAUAACCCGUGCUGUGCUAAAGGUCUAGUAUUGCUCACAUAAUCUUUGUCGUUAGAUAAUUUUGGCAGGGUAUGGGGGGUUAUUGUGAUGUAUUUUUUUUUUUUUUUUUUUUUUUGGCAAAAUCAAGAAAACUUGGACAAAGAGAUUCAGUGUAAGGAACCUUGCUUGGAUGACAAGGCUAUACACAGUGAUGUAUUCAGAGAUGAAAUGUUAAUGUCUUUCAUGUUGGAUUUAUUGUGCUCUUUCCCUGAGGUGGAAAGUCAGCUAUUGUAAAGUACGCUAGUUGCCAUCCAUUAGAUUCCUAUAUAGGGUCAGCCUUGCAGGGUCUUAAACCAUAAGUCUUGUGGAUAUAAGGCUGUUGUUUGACAGAUAUUAAAAAAUCUUCUGCAUGCUCUUUAAGGUUCAAACCACAUAUACUAGUUUAGAGUUGCAAAACUAUGCAUUGCAAAAGCAAAUAGGACAUCCUGAAUCUGUUAUCCUCACUCCAAUCGCAGGUCAAUAUAAUGCACAUGUAGCAUUUUUGACACAAAAUGAGAAUUACAUUUGUAAUUAUAGUUUUAAAAAAUAAGAUUUUAUUCUCCUGAUAUUUUUAUGACCUGAGCAUGCACCCAGAGGAAGGUUUGGCAGAGGGUGUUGUGUCAUGGAGUCACGAGCCAUGCAGGUGGUAUAACAGCAGGUACUGGCUUCUUGUAUAACACCUCCAGAUGGGCACAAACAUGUCCUGCUGCCCAGCACCCUCUACCCUCCCCUCCUCACACCCAUCUUGUGUCCUCCCCUCACUCACUACCCUAUUUUGAGAGCCAAACAAAGAGAAAUGCACUGUUCGUAUUGAUGAAGAUAAGAUGAUGUAGGGGUAGUAAUCACUUUAAAACGCAUAGAUGUGGUAAACUUACAUGCUUAGGAGUCUCUAGACACUUUGCAGGCCUCUAGGGUCUCGACAGAGUAUUACCCCUCACUAUCCUGAAGUGUUGAAGAAACUUCUUGAUGUGACACAGUAACAUGUUUUUUUUUAUCUUUGGGAGAUAAUGAGUCGAUAGCAUAGAGGAAUUGUUUGUAAAACAUAUGAAGUCUUUACUUUGCCAUCCAUCUGUCUGUCAGGCCUUUGGCCAGAAACAACCGCAUGAGAAAAGGCAGCUUGCAGGCUGGGUCAGGGGGGUGGAGGGGGUGUGGUGAGGGGUACACAGACUGAGGUGGCAUCAUUACAGCGACCAGGGGGUGGUAAAUAACCUUGGCUCUACCCACUGAAUGUACAGAGGAACCACUGUUGACCUGUCCACCCCUUAAACUUUCUCGAAUGCACUGACCCAGGUAGAGGUCAACAGAGCCAAGCACAGCUGUCCCUGUUGGUGAGGAGAUACCACUCAAGAGCCCUUUUAAAUAUCCCUCCUCCAUUGAAAUCAAUGGGAAAUCUUAGCCCCUCUACCACUCACCGCUCCCCUCCACUCCCUGAUCCCUUUGAGGCUCUUUCCCACUGUAAAUAAACACAAGUCCUGUCGAUGGUAUGAGCCAGUUGUUUGUAUAGUAGGGACCACGUCCAACAUUUUCAAAAUAAAAGUCCCUCUCCACAAGGCGUGGCUUACUACUGGAAUGUGUUGCAUUUUGUUUUUCAAGAAAAAUAAGAAAACCACAGUUAAAAAAAAAAAAGAAAUCAAUAAUGAAUAAAAUCUGAGAUGUUCUUCAACAGUUUGUGUUGCAAUGUAGUAACUAAGCACCAUGGAAGCCAACUAACUCAGUGUAAAUAAGUUAAAGACAACUUUAGAUAAGUAAACAAAGUGACACACGUAGACUAGUUAACUUGUGAUAUGUGUUGCGCAUAUUUUUGUGUUCAUUUUCUCUACUAUCUUUUAUCACCCUGUAAA
Messenger RNA from Sander lucioperca (pikeperch), 5414 nucleotides. RefSeq names its product protocadherin gamma-C5-like. Lineage: Eukaryota; Metazoa; Chordata; Actinopteri; Perciformes; Percidae. Gene Ontology annotation, biological process: homophilic cell-cell adhesion. The record is from RefSeq and is a predicted model, not a curated record. Gene Ontology annotation, molecular function: calcium ion binding. The transcript is spliced from 5 exons. Gene Ontology annotation, cellular component: plasma membrane. The coding region runs from base 361 to 3333 and encodes 990 amino acids.